Linum trigynum is the source of this 1656-nucleotide messenger RNA. Lineage: Eukaryota; Viridiplantae; Streptophyta; Magnoliopsida; Malpighiales; Linaceae. The record is from the annotation of a GenBank genome assembly.
AUGGCCGACCUCAACGACGAUUCCAUUCACAUCGAGAAGCUCUACGAGUACGGCGAGCGCCUCAGCGAGGCUAAAGACAAGGCUCAGAACGUUGCCGAUUACCAAGGUAUUAUUGAUGCUGCUAAGACGAGUUUGAAGGCGAAGCAGCUGGCGGCACAGCUCAUCCCGCGCUUCUUCAAGUUCUUCCCUGAACUCUCUAACCAUGCUGUUGACGCUCAUCUGGAUUUGGUUGAAGAGGAAGAUCUUCGGGUGAGGGUACAAGCAAUUAGGGGUCUGCCGCUUUUCUGCAAGACCCCAGACAAUCUAUCCAAGAUUGUGGACAUUCUUGUUCAACUACUUACAGCAGAGGAAAUUAUAGAGAGGGAUGCAGUGCACAAGGCCCUCAUGUCCUUGUUGAGGCAGGAUGUUAAAGCUUGCCUAACUGCCUUAUUCAAACACAUUUGCACUAUUGAUGAACAAAACACAGAGGACCCAUUCCGUGAGAAAGUUCUUAGCUUCAUAAGAGAUAAGGUUUUCCCGCUCAAAGCUGAACUCUUGAGGCCUCAAGAGGAGAUGGAACGACAUAUAACUGAUUUGAUUAAAAAGAGUUUACAAGAUGUAACUGGUGCUGAAUUCAGGAUGUUUAUGGACUUCUUGAAGAGUUUGAACAUGUUUGGGGAUAAAGCCCCUCCUGAGCGUACAAAAGAACUUGUUGAAAUAAUUGAAGGGCAGGCUGAUCUAGAUGCACAGUUCAAUGUUGAAGAUGGAGAUCAUAUUGAUAGAUUAAUAUCAUGCCUGCACACGGCUCUUCCAUUCUUUUUGAGAGGAGCAUCUAGUUCCAAAUUCCUCAACUAUUUGAACAAGCACAUAAUACCCGUUUUCGAUAAGCUUCCUGAAGAACGAAAGCUUGAUUUACUGAAAGCACUGGCAGAAAGCUCUCCAUACACUACUCCUCAAGAUUCUCGCCAGAUUCUUCCUUCUGUUGUUCAACUCUUGAAGAAGUACAUGCCACGAAAGAAGACAGGGGAAGAAACAAACUUUACUUAUGUCGAGUGCUUAUUAUAUGCUUUUCACCAUUUGACAAACAAGGCUCCUAAUGCCACAAACAGCUUAUGCGGUUACAAGAUAGUAACUGGCCAACCAUCAGAUAGACUUGGCGAGGACUUCUCUGAACUCUACAAGGAUUUCACUGAGAGGUUGACUAGUGUGGAGGAGCUUACUAGGGCUACAUUGAAAAAAUUGACGCAAGGAAUGGCAGAACAUAAUAAAGCAAUGUCAGCAGCUAAGUCAGAGGAAGCUAAGGAUGCAAUUAAAAUUCAGAAGCAGAACGCAACAACUGGAUUGAGAACAUGCAAUAACAUUUUGGCGAUGUCAAAGCCUUUGCAUGCAAAAACGCCUUCAUUCAUGGGAGACAAGAGCAUCAACCUUUCUUGGAAAGAAGCAACAAAACCUUCUGUACCAUCCAACACCGUGACAACUGGAGGCAAACGACCUCAAACAGCUACUAAUGGAUCAGGGAACCCGGCAAAGAAGGGGCGUGGUGGUGGCGGUGGCGGCGGCAUGCAGAACCAACUCGUGAAUAGGGCUUUCGAAGGCAUCGGGAGGGGCAACACACAUGGCCGAGGAAGGGGCAGGGGGUGGGGUGGCCGUGGAAGAGGCAGAGGAGGUUUUCGUUAG